Molecule: messenger RNA, 558 nt
Organism: Cavenderia fasciculata
Lineage: Eukaryota; Evosea; Eumycetozoa; Acytosteliales; Cavenderiaceae
Product: Transcriptional repressor of sporulation
Exons: 1
Coding region: 1-558 (185 amino acids)
Molecular function (GO): acyltransferase activity, transferring groups other than amino-acyl groups
Source: RefSeq, a predicted model, not a curated record
AUGGAUUGUAUUAAUAGUAAUAAUCAUAAUGAUUUUAAAUUAGAACUUAAAAGAGUAACAAUAAAUGAUGUAGAACAAUUAUUAAGUAUUGGUAGGCGUACAUUCUUUGAAUCAUUUUCAGCAGUCAAUACUGAAGAUGAUAUGAAACAAUACUUGGAGACUGCAUUUACAAUUGAUAAAUUGACGGCCGAGGUGAAUGACACCAACUCUGAAUUUUACUUUGCAGUGGUUGACUAUGCGGUGGUGGUUGGGUACCUUAAACUCAACUAUGGACAAUCACAGACAGAGAUAAAGGAUAAUGGUGCACUCGAAAUUGAACGUAUCUAUGUACUCAAAGAAUAUCACGGCAAAAGUGUAGGACAGGUCCUAUGCAACAAGGCAUUGCAAGUGGCCAAAGAGAGGGCAUCAGAUUACAUAUGGCUGGGUGUGUGGGAACGCAAUCCUCGUGCCAUCAGUUUCUACACUAAAAAUGGUUUCGUUGCAUUCGAUAAACAUAUCUUUACAUUGGGUAGUGACGAUCAAACAGAUAUUUUAAUGAAAUUACAAUUAAAUAAAUAA